Molecule: messenger RNA, 394 nt
Organism: Xenopus laevis (African clawed frog)
Lineage: Eukaryota; Metazoa; Chordata; Amphibia; Anura; Pipidae
Product: ubiquitin carboxyl-terminal hydrolase 36-like
Exons: 4
Coding region: 3-377 (124 amino acids)
Source: RefSeq, a predicted model, not a curated record
UAAUGCAGAACCAUAUCACUAAGGUUAUGGAUAAACCUGAAGAAGGAUUUGUUGUGCCAGUUGAUAUCUACUUCAACCUAUGCAAUAUUGCUAGUCACUUCAUCGAGGGACAACAAGAAGACGCCCAUGAGUUCCUUCGCUAUACUAUCAAUGCACUGCAACAGGCUUGUCUGAGCGACAGCCAAUAUGCAAGGACAACUUUCAUUUCUCAAGUGUUUCAGGGAUGCCUACGUUCAAGAGUGACGUGUCUGAACUGUACCGAGGCAUCUGACACCUAUGAUCAGUUUAUGGACAUACAGCUGGAUAUUAGGGUACAUCAAUUUUCCAGAUACAAUAAUAUUUAUUUGUUAUAUAUUUUAGCUUGCAUAAGAAGCUAAUGUUCUCUUUUUUUUAA